Messenger RNA from Triticum dicoccoides, 2161 nucleotides. RefSeq names its product L-type lectin-domain containing receptor kinase SIT2-like. The coding region runs from base 1 to 2130 and encodes 709 amino acids. Gene Ontology annotation, molecular function: carbohydrate binding; protein kinase activity; ATP binding. Lineage: Eukaryota; Viridiplantae; Streptophyta; Magnoliopsida; Poales; Poaceae. The transcript is spliced from 2 exons. Gene Ontology annotation, biological process: protein phosphorylation. The record is from RefSeq and is a predicted model, not a curated record.
AUGUGUGGUUAUCUGUGCCGCAGAACAGCUAAGAAAUAUGCCUCAUCCGUCAGUGCAAAAGGCCAAAAUAUUUUGCAGCCUAACACGAGGUCGAGAGCCAUACUUCUUCAGCCUUACCAUAUGAUCGCUCCGCUCCUCCUGCUCCUCGUCGCUGCCGAUAGCUGCCUCGUGGCCACCGGCGGCGGUGGCACCGAUGACGGUCGGCGGUUCGUCUACAACGGCUUCACAGGCGCGAACCUGUCGAUCGACGGUUCAAGCUCGAUCAUGCCGAAUGGCCUCCUCAUGGUGGCCAAUGCCACCGGAGAUACAUUCAAAGGCCAUGCCGGCCAUGCCUUCCACCCGUUCCCGCUGCCGUUCCACACCGCAUCGAACGCCACCGGCUCCGUGCGGUCCUUAUCGACAAUCUUCGCGUUCGCGAUCUUCCGUCAAGACGACGAACGGAGCGGCCGCCAUAUGGCCUUCGUGGUCUCUGCAUCCAAGGAGGUGCUCUCUACGUCGCCUUUUUCGCCAGACCAGUUCAUGUUGUCCGUGGAUCUAGGCACGCGCAACGACGACCAGAGCCUAACCUACGUCGAUAGCAUGCUGUGGCCGCUCCAUUACGGCAACGCCGGGUUGCCGCUCCAUUACGCCAACGCCGGGUACUACGACGAUGUCACCGGGUUAUUCCAAAACCUCACCCUGAUCAACGGGGAGGCCAUGCAAGUGUGGGUGGACUACGACGGCAGGGCCACGGUGAUCACCGUGACCAUAGCACCACUGGGCUUGGCCAAGCCCAAGAAGCCCCUGCUGCACACCAUCAUCGACCUCUCUGGUGUGGCGCAGAGCACGGCAUACGUCGGGUUCUCCUCUGGGGGCAUGCCUCGCACAAAAUAUUUUGUCCUCGGCUGGAGCUUCGCGUUGGAUGGGCCGGCCCCUGUACUAGACAUCUCCGUGCUGCCAGCCUUGCCAGCAGCCUGGAGCAACUCAGGGUCUAUGUCCAUCUCAAUGAAGAUCGUUCUGGCCUUAACAUCGGUGGCGCUGAUUUCAGUAGGCAUCGGAACCUACAUCUUUGUAAGACAGCGUCUCAAGUACUCCGAGGUGCACGAGGAUUGGGAGGUCCCAUUUGACCCGAACCGAUUCUCUUACAAGGACUUGUUUCAUGCGACGGAGGGGUUCAGUGACAAGAACCUCCUUGGGAGGGGAGGUUUCGGAAGUGUCUAUAAAGGAGUGCUUCGCAAGCCUGAUAUGGAGGUUGCCGUGAAGAGAAUGUCACACGAUUCAAGGCAAGGGGUAAAGGAGUUCAUUGCUGAGGUGGUGAGCAUUGGUCGUCUUCGACACCGAAAUCUUACACAAUUGUUGGGUUACUGCAGGUGUAAGGGUGAGCUUCUCCUGGUUUAUGAGUACAUGGCAAAUGGUAGCCUUGACAAGUACCUACACAAUAGGAAUGGCCUAGUUUUGGAUUGGCCUCAGAGGUAUGGGAUCAUCAAAGGUGUGGCCUCAAGCUUGUUCUAUCUUCAUGAGAAAUGGGAGCAUGUCGUCAUCCACCGAGACAUAAAGCCAAGCAAUGUGCUCUUGGAUAGUCAGAUGAAUGGGCGGUUAGGGGAUUUUGGUCUUGCAAGGAUAUACAACCACGAAACCGCCGCUCCAGCCACCCACGUGGCUGGUACCAUUGGAUAUCUGGCACCAGAACUUGCGCGCACAGGGAAGCCAACGCCCUUCACCGACGUAUAUGCAUUUGGCAUGUUUCUCCUAGAGGUCACAUGUGGUCGUAAGCCAAUCUUCACCGGCGAGCAAAAUAAUAGGUUAUUGUUGGUAGAGUGGGUGCUUGAGCACCAUCGGGAUGGCUCAAUCCUCGACACGGUAGAUCCACGACUCCAAGGGGAAUUCAGCAUGGAGGAGGUAACCAUCGUGCUAAAACUUGGUUUGAUAUGCACAUACCCGUUGCCCAAUGUGCGGCCUAUCAUGCGAAAGGUCAUGCAAUACCUCGUCCACAAUCAAUCGCCCCCUGAUUUAUCACCAGCAUACAUAAGCUACAUGUCCCUAAUGCAAAGCGAAGGGUUUAAUUCAGACAACAUGAACACAACAUGUUCUGAGGCCGCAGCGAGUGUUGCCACUGUAUCUUCAGCAACAAUUUUGCGGCACGGAAGAUGAAGCGUGCAUGUAAUUGAUUUCUCUCUCUAUC